GGGCUAGGGUUUUGCUACUCUCUUCUUCACACACACUUUGUUAGGCGUCGAAACAACGCUGUCCGAAUCAUAUCUUCGAUUCUGAUUUUUAUUCUUCCUUCAUGAAUACGUAUAGUCACUAAGGGUUUCUUCAUCCUCCAAAAAAGAAACAAAUUCCUCAAAAAAAAAUAAUAAUAACCCGACUAGUUGGUUUCUCGAUUGAUUAAUGGCGACCGUGAACCCUUUCGAUCUCUUGGACGAUGACACAGAGGACCUCCACAAGCUCGUGGCGGCUAAGCCAUUGAAGUCUGAGAAAACAGCUCCGGUUCAGCUUGGUAAGCUGCCGACUAAGCCGCUUCCUCCUUCUCAAGCUGUGAGGGAGGGAAAGAACGGACCUGGAGGAGGAGGUCGCGGUGGUGGUGGACAUGGUAGGAGCGGUGGAUUCAACAGGGAGCCCAGGAACAAUGAUGGUCCUGCUAAUGAAAACGGAUAUGUUGGAGGCUACAGACGCUCUGAGGAAGGAGAUGGAGCGAGACGUGGUGGGUCUGUGGGUGGAUACCGUGGCCGUGGUGGUCGACGUGGAGGCUUCAACAGUGGAGAGUCGGGUGACUUUGAACGCCCACGUAGGAACUUUGACCGCCAGAGUGGAACAGGUCACGGAAAUGGGUUUAAACGCGAUGGAGCUGGCCGUGGCAACUGGGGAACCAAUGAAGAUGAAAUUCCUCCAGUAACUGAAGAAUCCGCAGCAGUGGUGGAGAAGAGUUUGGCUGCUGAGAAGGAAGGUGAAGCAACUGAUGCUAACAAAGAGACACCUGUUGAAGAGAAAGCAGAGCCCGAGGACAAGGAGAUGACUCUGGAAGAGUAUGAGAAGGUUUUGGAGGAGAAGAGGAAAGCUCUACAGGCAACAAAGAUUGAGGAGAGGAAGGUUGACACAAAAGUGUUUGAGACCAUGCAACAGCUCUCAAACAAAAAGAGCAACAACGAUGAGGUCUUCAUCAAACUGGGAACAGAGAAGGACAAGCGCCCAGUUGAGAAAGAGGAGAAGACCAAGAAGUCGUUGAGCAUAAAUGAGUUUCUGAAACCUGCGAAUGGAGAGAGGUACAGAGGUGGUUACCGUGGUGGAAGGGAAGGACGUGGAGGUCGUGGACCAAGAGAAGGAGCUGAAGGAAGAGGUCGUGGACCAAGAGGAGCCGAUGGAGGAGAAAACCAGAGGGCUGCUGCACCAAAAAGGGUCGCUCCUGCACCAAAAAUUGAAGACGCCGCACAGUUCCCUACUCUGGGAAAGUGAAGGCUCUCUUCUGUCUUGGUCCUUUUCAGCCUCUGGUCUUUGUUUUUGUAAUCUCUCUCACCUGGUUUGGAUUUUGUUCUUCUGAUUAUGUUGCUAUUGUUAUACCCUUCGUUUUGUUCUACGAACCCAAUUUUGGGAGUUUUUAAUAUUAAGUUAAAUGAGGCAGAAAGAAGAAUCCAUUCUUCGACCAA
Messenger RNA from Brassica oleracea var. oleracea, 1458 nucleotides. Its product is annotated as plasminogen activator inhibitor 1 RNA-binding protein-like. Gene Ontology annotation, cellular component: nucleus; cytoplasm. Lineage: Eukaryota; Viridiplantae; Streptophyta; Magnoliopsida; Brassicales; Brassicaceae. Gene Ontology annotation, molecular function: RNA binding. The transcript has 7 exons. The record is from RefSeq and is a predicted model, not a curated record. The coding region runs from base 206 to 1267 and encodes 353 amino acids.